Molecule: messenger RNA, 1097 nt
Organism: Helobdella robusta
Lineage: Eukaryota; Metazoa; Annelida; Clitellata; Rhynchobdellida; Glossiphoniidae
Exons: 8
Coding region: 285-1097 (270 amino acids)
Biological process (GO): peptidyl-L-cysteine S-palmitoylation; protein targeting to membrane
Cellular component (GO): endoplasmic reticulum; Golgi apparatus
Molecular function (GO): protein-cysteine S-palmitoyltransferase activity
Source: RefSeq, a predicted model, not a curated record
AAUUUGUUUUUUAAAUUCAAAUUUUAUCAUGAAAUGGUUUAAAUUGUAAAUAAAAUAAUUUAAAAAGAUGGAAUAAGAUCAAUUAUUUAUUUUAUUUUAUAAAUAUUUUUUAAAAUGAUUUUAAAUGACAAAAAAUUUAAUCCGGAUUUUUUUUCUAUUUCAGCAAUCCCCGGAUCAUCAUAAUUUUUUGCGUUGUAAAAUAAAAUUCAACUUAUUUUCUAGAAAAACAAAUUUUUUAAAUAUUUUAACAUUUUAUAAUAAUAUUCAAUAAAAAAGCCCAAAAAAUGGUGGUUUUUCACGGCGAUCCGUGCGGGAUCAUCUGCUUAAUUAUUGUCUACACGGCAGUCUUCUACGCUGACUACGUAGUCGUCCGUCACAUCGUCAUGCCCACCAUGUCUGACAGUUUGCUUGGUGCAGGAAAUGUAAUCAUCUUCAACAUCAUCAUCUUCUUCAUCAUCAUCUCUCACAUACGAUCGGUGUUCUCAGACCCCGGCACUGUUCCCAUUCCUAAAACUGGGAUCGAUUUUUCUGAUCACCACGCUGGGCAACGUUUAACUAGAGACAAUGGUUGGACGGUUUGCAUGAAAUGUGAGACCUAUCGGCCCCCACGAGCACAUCACUGCAGAGUUUGCAGGAGGUGCAUUAAAAGAAUGGACCACCAUUGCCCAUGGAUCAACAACUGUGUUGGUGAGUUAAACCAGAAGUUCUUCAUUCAAUUUCUUUUUUAUGUUGGCAUAGCAUGCUUCUACUCGGUCAGUUUGGUGGUAGCUUCAUGGAUGAUUGGGCCCGUGGACAAGCUAGCCGAGGCUGGGCUACACCAAACUCGCAUAAUUCAUUCCAGCAUAUUGGUCAUUGAGUGCAUAUUGUUUGGACUGUUUGUUGUGGCUAUUGGUUGUGAUCAGCUGCAGGCAAUACUAAAUGACGAAACGGCCGUCGAAUACGUGAAGAGGCAGGGCAAACACCACAGGGGUUACGUAAAUAAGUGGUCCCUAUUGGCUGAAGUUUUUGGAGAUGGCUCACCAAUGCUCUGGUUGUGUCCGUUCACGGCUUCAUCAUCGUCGUCGUCACCAUCAACAGUCGAAGAGUUUAUCAUCUAA